AUGCUAAGUUACAAACGCCGCGACCCGAGAGUCACUCAUAUGUUGCAGUCAUUGACACUACAUGUGAUCCCGUCUGUGGACGACAUGGGUUUCGAGCGGUCAGUGAGCGGACAGUGCGACCGAUCGUUGAACGUGACCAACGACUUGGAGGACAAGUUUGCCGAAGAGUUUGCCAAUAAGUUCGGUGCCAUCGAAGCGCUUAAGAAGAAUUUCGAACUCUUUAAGUACGUGACAGGUCUGAGUGUGGAGUCUCACGGACUGGGCGUUGAAUUACCACUGAUGUUGAAUUUAGACGACCUGAACGGUCAAUCCCUUUCGUCGAUUGGCUUCAAAGCGCUCACCACUGCAUACAAAGCCAACAAUCCAUCCCUUUUGGCUGACAUUAAGUGCAACGAAACAAAAGUGAUUAAAACGUAUAAAAAGUUGUCACACAUUCAUAGUGUUGGACAAUCGCUAUUAGACUACGGGUUUGCCGAUCACAAGACACUGAUGAUGACAGCGCGCAUCGACUGUUGUUCGUACCCAUUGUCUUACGAGUUGCCACAACUUUGGAAGAAUAAUAUGGAGUCAAUGAUGAGUUUCUUGGAGACCAGUAUAACAGGCAUAACUGGUUAUGUGUUGGACUCGUCUAAUGCCGUACCGAAAGCAGUGUCCGUUAUUAUGGAGGGCUUUGAGGAGCCCAUAGAAAUCGAUCCGAAGACCGGGAGAUUUAAUUUGGUUUUAAAUGCCGGCGUUUAUACCAUUCACUUCUCUGCGCCCGGCUUUGAGAACAAGACAUUGUCGGUAACCGUGAAGACCAAUGAAAAUAAGAAAAUAAACGUCAUUCUCGAUUCGACCGGUCUAUUGAUGUCUUACCAUAAUUACGAAACAAUGGCCACACUUCUGGCCAAUUACUCCGAUAAAUACCCAGACAUUACAUCACUGUUUAGUAUUGGAGAGUCGGUACAAAAGCGCAAACUAUUGGUCUUUAGGAUCGGUUUGGAAUCGAAAAGAAGAGGCGCCGAAACAGCUAACGUCCGGUUCAUUGGUGGCCUUCAGGGCCACGAAAGGUCAUCCACUGAACUCCUGAUCCAAUUGAUUGAAUAUCUGUUGAGUCACUACAAGAAGGACACGUUUAUCACUCAACUGAUUGACAUGACACACAUCUAUGUGCUGCCGAUGGCCAACCCGGAUGGCGCCGAAUUGGCUCAGUUGGGCCGUUGCGAUAGCACCAAAGGGCUGACCAACGCCAAGAAUGUCGAUUUGGAUCAGUCAUUCUUCGAUGGUAUCAAUAAAAGAUCUCUUGAGUCGAAAUCUCCGCCCGAAACCAAAGCCAUUAAGAAAUGGACUAAAGCCGAGAACUUCUUGGUAUCGGUGACGCUGAGGACAGGCGGUAAUGUCGUUACCUAUCCGUUCAGUUCAACCGAUUCCUGUGAGUAUCUCAACAUCUCUAACGCUAACCGUUUUAUAUCGUUAACAAAAUUAAUGAGGUUUCGACACAAAGACAUGCAUAUGGGUAGCGCCCGAUGCGGUCACGGGAACCGGAAUCGGCUCAUUAAGAACGGCUUCACCACCGGUUCCAUUUGGCACCCGACCAACGGCUCGCUAUUGGACUACGGCUUCAACGCGUCCAAUGUAUAUGAGUUAUACGUAUACGUCGGCUGUUGCGGCAGUCCUCCCGAGUCGGAGUUGAGUGACCUCUGGCGCGACCACAAGACACCGGUACUCGAGUUACUUAAUAACGUGAAUAACGGUAUCCACGGCCGAGUGGUGGACGAGAACGGCUCUGGUAUCGGUAGCGCACAGAUUCUGGUCGAGAAUAUUGCACACAAAGUGUACACAACGGACAGCGAAGGCCACUAUCGGAUACCGUUAUAUGAGGGCAAAUACGUGCUCACCAUUGAGGCGGACGGCUUUUGGCCGUCAACCAAAAUGGCUACAAUAUUCUCGGGUCAGGACAACCUGUUUGUGAUAGACAUGAUGUCCGACACGCGCAUCGCCGGCAUUCCUCGGGCCGUAUUUGUGAUAAUAUGCGGAUCCGCUGUUCUAACCAUUCUGAUUGUCUCGCUCUGCGUUUACAACGUAUUAGUGCAGCAAAAGUACGAGAAGAAGGGCUUCCAGAGGAUUGGCGCCAAUGGAGUGCUGUUUGGCUCUGACGACGAGGAGGAGGAGGACGACGGCGGCCGCGACUCGGAACUA
Molecule: messenger RNA, 2178 nt
Organism: Medioppia subpectinata
Lineage: Eukaryota; Metazoa; Arthropoda; Arachnida; Sarcoptiformes; Oppiidae
Source: the annotation of a GenBank genome assembly